Sus scrofa (pig) is the source of this 5665-nucleotide messenger RNA. The record is from RefSeq and is a predicted model, not a curated record. Lineage: Eukaryota; Metazoa; Chordata; Mammalia; Artiodactyla; Suidae.
AGAGCUGUGGUAAGGGCCACAUGAGGUGCUGAGGACAGAGCUGGCACUUAGCAAGGCUCAGUAAUCAGCACUCUUAUCAGGAAGAGGCCAAGGAUUGCUGAGAAUGCCACAGGCUUUGCCAAAGGAUGACAGAAAACAGAAAUCCAAGAUUCUGUCUAUAAAUAAAAGGUUUCUGCUAAGUGACUAUCAGAAUAUUUCACUCUAAUGAGUCCCGCAGCUACCCCAAGCUUCGCCAAGCUUCCUCGAAGCCUUUCUCUUUUCUUCCUGCCUUUUUGCCCCUCCAGCACCCUUCUCCCAGCCUCCACACCCAGCCUCCAAUCUCCUUCCCUCCAGGCUUUCACUUUCCCCAGUGAUUACUGCAGCGUUGGUCACCUGUGCAGCCAGCGCCCCCCAGUGGCCCUCCUGUUCAUUUCGGGGAAUAUGGCUGACAAAAGACUGAUGAAAGGUGGGGUUUCCAAGGAGGGGAGGACUCAAGAGGCUCAAGCCUUUGCCUAGUCCAGACCCUAAGGGAGACUUUCUGGAGCUCCCUCUAAGCCCCUUCACCUCGAAGAGUGAAGCAGAAUCUUGAAGUCCUAAGUGGGAAGCAGCAACUUGUCAAAGAUCUAAGGCAAGUUACAACCUCUCUGGGCCUGGUUCCCUUUUUAUGAAGAGCCCUACCCCAGCUACCUCAGAGGCCCUGAGGAGACAACCAAAUGAUAGGCAAAAACCUGGGAGAAUAUCUAGCAUGUCCACUGCUUUUCUGAAGGAUCCCACCAUUUCCUCAGGGUAUUCCUGGCUGGGGGGCUGCAGGGGGAGUGGGGACUCCAGGUAGAUAUGGACAAGUUAAAGGUGGAAUUAACUCCUCCCUCCCCCUCAGCCAUGGCUGUGCACUGUGCAUCCAACAUGCUGCUGCCAGAAACCACUUUUAAUUUAAUACACAUCUAAUCAUGCCAUUUCCCAGCGCAAAAGUCCAAGGCCCUUCCUCUUCCCUUUCAGAGUAAACCAAACUAUUAAUGAGAUCACCCCACCUCAUUGUGCCUUUCUGGGGUUAUUCUCCUGGACAGACUCUGUCCUCCAGUCAUAGCUGCAUUUCACAUAAUCGUGUUUAUGUCUCCCUGCUAUCAUUCCCUCAGCUUCUUCAGCCAGGAAUGGCCUUGCCUCAAUUCUGCAAAUCUUGUUUGACUUAUGGCUCAGUUCAAGCUCCAACUCUUUCAUGAUGCUAUCUAUCCUUGCUCUUUCCUCCCCUCCACCUCAGGAGGACCUGGCCUGCCUCUCUCUUAGGUUCCCAAGGCCCCUUCCAGCUCUGACUAUAGCAGAGAUCACGCUAUCUUCUGUGAUUUUAUACAUACAUAUACAGAUAUAUAAACACAUACAAUACACAUAUGCAUAUUAAUACCUACACACACACGCAAUGUAUACAUCUUGGCUCUCCCUCUAGACUGUAAAUACUCAGAGGAUGAGGACUGGAUUGUGUUCCUCAGUGUAUCCUUUAUAGCUCUUACCAUCAGAACCCUGUUCUGCACAAAUCCUUCAUAACCAUGGAAAGAAUUGGGAAGUGGAACUUGGGGACUUAAGUGACACAUGAGAAAGCCACAGAUGGAGAUCAUGCUAGUGGAGUUUGGAUGGUCGCUUCCAUCAAUGGGGCCUGCAUAUCAUCUCACAUUAUUAUCCCAACAGACACCCGGGGCAGGUACUCUUAUCUUCUUCUUACUGAUGAGGGGACUGGACGCCACAGGGAUGGUGAUUGGCAGUUUCAAUCCUAGCUUCUCAGAGGCAAAGCCUUGCUCUCUCUCCUCCCCUUUUAGUACUUUGCUUCCUCUCAGGUGAGGCCUUGUUACUGCUCCCUCCUGGCCCUACCCCUCUCCAAGUCUAAUCAGCCUCCUUUGCUUUGGGGAGAAUAUUUUCCAAAUCAAGAACUGGAUUACAUUGUUCGACGAUGGUAUUUGUACUUCACAGAUAACAGGCCCCCGACAGCUGCUCUCGGGAGCCGCCUCCCGACACCCGAGCCCCGCCGGCGCCUCCCGCUCCCGGCUCUUGGCUCCCUCCGCCUCCCCCUCCCCGCGCCCCGUCGCCGCCACCGAGGAGGCCCCACUCGGGGUCCAACGCUGGGGUCUGCCGCGAAGAGCGAUGAGAGAGAUGCUGCCCCCACCCCCUUAGGCCCGAGGGAAUAGGAGCUAUGGGGCCAAGGGCCCUCUCAUCUCUACUGCUACUGCUGCUGCUCUUGGUGGCAACGGGAGAUGCUGACAUGAAGGGACAUUUUGACCCUGCCAAGUGCCGCUAUGCCUUGGGCAUGCAGGACCGGACCAUCCCAGAUGGUGACAUCUCUGCCUCCAGCUCCUGGUCAGACUCCACUGCGGCUCGCCACAGCAGGCUGGAAAGCAGUGACGGAGAUGGGGCAUGGUGCCCUGCAGGGCCAGUGUUUCCCAAGGAGGAGGAAUACCUGCAGGUGGACUUGCGGCGGCUGCACCUGGUGGCGCUGGUGGGCACCCAGGGGAGGCACGCGGGGGGCCUGGGCAAGGAAUUCUCCCCCAGCUACCGGCUGCGUUAUUCCCGAGACGGCCUCCGCUGGAUGGACUGGAGGGACCGCUGGGGCCAGGAGGUGAUCUUAGGUAAUGAGGAUCCUGGGGGAGUGGUGCUGAAGGACCUUGGACCCCCCAUGGUGGCCCGAAUGGUUCGCUUCUAUCCCCGGGCGGACCGAGUCAUGAGCGUCUGUCUGCGGGUGGAGCUCUAUGGCUGCCUCUGGAAGGAUGGACUCCUGUCUUACACGGCCCCUGUGGGGCAGACGAUGUACUUAUCUGAGGCCGUGCACCUCAACGACUCCACCUAUGAUGGACACACCACGCACACCGUUGGCGGGCUGCAGUAUGGAGGUCUAGGCCAGCUGGCAGAUGGUGUGGUGGGGCUAGAUGACUUUAGGAAGAGCCAGGAGCUGCGGGUCUGGCCAGGCUAUGACUAUGUGGGAUGGAGCAAUCACAGCUUCCCCAGCGGCUAUGUGGAGAUGGAGUUUGAGUUUGACCGACUGAGGGCCUUCCAGGCCAUGCAGGUCCACUGUAACAACAUGCACACCUUGGGAGCUCGCCUGCCUGGUGGGGUGGAGUGUCGCUUCAAGCGGGGCCCUGCCAUGGCCUGGGAGGGGGAGCCUGUGCGCCACGCCCUAGGGGGCAGCCUGGGGGACCCCAGAGCCCGGGCUGUGUCGGUGCCCCUGGGCGGCCGUGUGGGCCGCUUUCUUCAGUGCCGCUUCCUCUUUGCUGGGCCGUGGUUACUCUUCAGUGAAAUCUCCUUCAUCUCUGAUGUUGUGAAUGACUCCUCCCUGGCUCUGGGGGGCACCUACCCACCAGCCCCCUGGUGGCCACCUGGCCCACCUCCCACCAACUUCAGCAGCUUGGAGCUCGAGCCCAGGGGCCAGCAGCCCGUGGCCAAGGCUGAGGGAAGCCCAACUGCCAUCCUCAUCGGCUGCCUCGUGGCCAUCAUCCUGCUGCUGCUGCUCAUCAUCGCCCUCAUGCUGUGGCGGCUGCACUGGCGCAGGCUCCUCAGCAAGGCCGAGCGUCGGGUAUUGGAAGAGGAGCUGACGGUUCAUCUCUCUGUCCCUGGGGACACCAUCCUCAUCAACAACCGCCCAGGCUCUCGAGAGCCACCCCCUUACCAGGAGCCUCGGCCGCGUGGGAAUCCACCCCACUCUGCUCCCAGUGUCCCCAACAGCUCUGCCUACAGUGGGGACUAUAUGGAGCCUGAGAAGCCGGGUGCCCCACUUCUGCCCCCACCUCCCCAGAACAGCGUCCCCCAUUAUGCCGAGGCUGACAUUGUCACCCUGCAGGGUGUCACGGGGGGCAACACCUAUGCUGUGCCUGCACUGCCCCCAGGGGCAGCUGGGGAUGGUCCCCCCAGAGUGGAUUUCCCUCGGUCGAGGCUCCGUUUUAAGGAGAAGCUUGGCGAGGGCCAGUUUGGGGAGGUGCAUCUGUGUGAGGUAGAGAGCCCUCAAGAUCUGGUCAGUCUUGAUUUCCCUCUCAGUGUGCGCAAGGGACAGCCCUUGCUGGUAGCUGUCAAGAUUCUACGGCCAGAUGCCACCAAGAAUGCCAGGAAUGACUUCCUGAAAGAGGUGAAGAUCAUGUCGAGGCUAAAGGACCCAAACAUCAUCCGGCUCCUGGGCGUGUGUGUGCAGGAUGACCCUCUCUGCAUGAUUACGGAUUACAUGGAGAAUGGCGACCUCAACCAGUUCCUCAGUGCCCACCAGCUAGAGGACAAGGCGGCGGAGGGGGCCGGGGAUGGGGAGGCAGCCCAGGGGCCCACCAUCAGCUAUCCCAUGCUGCUGCAUGUGGCGGCCCAGAUCGCCUCGGGCAUGCGCUAUCUGGCCACACUUAACUUUGUGCAUCGGGACCUGGCCACAAGGAACUGCCUGGUCGGGGAAAAUUUCACCAUCAAAAUUGCCGACUUUGGCAUGAGCCGGAACCUCUAUGCUGGGGAUUAUUACCGCGUGCAGGGCCGGGCGGUGCUGCCCAUCCGGUGGAUGGCCUGGGAGUGUAUCCUCAUGGGGAAGUUCACGACCGCAAGUGACGUGUGGGCCUUUGGGGUGACCCUGUGGGAGGUGCUGAUGCUCUGCAGGGCCCAGCCCUUUGGGCAGCUCACGGAUGAGCAAGUGAUCGAGAACGCGGGGGAGUUCUUCCGGGAUCAGGGCCGGCAGGUGUACCUGUCCCGGCCCCCAGCCUGCCCCCUGGGCCUGUAUGAGCUGAUGCUUCGGUGCUGGAGCCGGGAGCCUGAGCAGCGACCACCCUUUUCCCAGCUGCAUCGGUUCCUGGCAGAAGAUGCGCUCAACACAGUGUGAAUCCAACACCCAGCUGUCCCUCCCGCAGGGAGGAUUCAGGGGAGGCCAGCGGCACUAGACAAGAGGACCUAACAGCACCUCCACUCCAUUCCCCUCCCGACCGCCCUUCACCUCUGGGAGAGGCAGUGUGGCUGCAGGUGGGCUGGGCCUGCCAGGGAGCCGACGCCCUCCCUUCCCCGGACAUGCUCUCAUGCCCACUUCCUGCUUCUUUCCUAGAAGUCCCUGCCGCCCACCCAGCUGGCCCUGUGGAUGGGAUCCUCUCUGACCUCCUCUAGCCAUCCCUUGGGGGAGGGGAGGGGAAAAUAUAGGGCAGACACUGGACCUGGCCCACAGGAGCACCUGGGCCCCACUGGACAACACUGGUUCCUGGAGAAAAGGCUGUGGCCACCCCCACCCCCCACCCAGCCUCUCUGUCUCCGUCACACACUGGACCCCACUGGCUGAGAAUUUGGGGAGUGAGGAGGACAAGAAUGGGAGAAAGGGGUUCCCUUGUGCCUCCUCCUGGAACUGCCCUCAGCUUUGGCCUCUCUCUACUUCAUCCUCUGAAAACACUGGACCUGGGGGUGAUCCCUGCCCCCCACCCCCCAGCCUCCCCACUUCCCACCUGCCGUGUUGUAGCUAGAACUUCUCUAAGCCUGUAUGUUUAUGUGGAAUAAGUAUCGGGAUUAGGGGGAAAGACAGAGCAACAGCCUGUGGCCCUGGGGUUGGAAAUCUCUAUCAUAGCUGCCACACUGGUUUUUCUAUAAUCACUUGGGGUUUGUACAUUUUUUUGGGGGGAGAGACACAGAUUUUUACACUAAUAUAUGGAUCUAGCUCAAUGCUAUUUUAAUCCCCUGCACUAGGCAGGUAAUAAUAAAGGUUGAGUUU